CAGCCGCGGUAGGGACGGUGUCGGGUCUUGUGUGACACCCCUGCCUGCCUCCCUUCAUCCUUUCCCGGCUUAUCUGACCGGUCACCGCUGCCGUAGGUUCGGGGCGUGGGGCUUGGGUGAGUCCGGGCCAGAUUUUUCCUGACACCUUGAACAUGAGUCCCACACAGUGGGACUUCCCUGUGGAAUUAUGUUGUCGACCUAUGGCUUUUGUUACUCUUACGGGCCUAGAUGUAGUUUAUAAUGCUGUACAUCGAGCUGUUUGGGAUGCUUUCUGUGCCAAUCGGAGAGCUGAUCGAGUACCAAUUUCUUUCAAGGUUCUUCCAGGUGACCAUGAGUACCCCAAAUGUAGACCCAAGAGAACUUCAUAUGAAUGGUAUAUUCCUAAAGGAGUCUUAAAGACUGGCUGGAUGAAUAAGCAUCUGAAUCUGGUGCCAGCCCUUGUGGUUGUGUUCUAUGAACUGGACUGGGAUGAGCCUCAGUGGAAAGAAAAGCAGUCUGAAUGUGCUACCCGAGUGGAAAUAGUCAGGCAAAGUUUACAAGGAAGAAAUACAAAAGUUGCAGUGGUUCUGAUUCAGAAGAAAACUCCUUUACCCCCAGGAGAAGAUGUCAUUGCAUCAGAAAGGGCUGCAGCUUUAUGUAAUGCGUGUGAACUCUCAGGAAAGUCUUUGUUUGUACUACCCCACACCGACCACCUUGUGGGUUAUAUUAUAAGAUUAGAAAAUGCCUUUUAUGAACAUGCACAGACUUAUUAUUACACUGAGAUCAGAAGAGUGAAAUCUCAUAAAGAAUUUUUGAAUAAAACAACACACCAGCUUUUAUUUGUUAGACAUCAGUUCAAAAUAGCUUUCUUCAGUGAAUUGAAACAAGAUACACAAAAUGCUCUGAAGAAUUAUAAGACCGCCUAUAAUCUUGUACAUGAAUUGAGAGCCCAUGAAACUAAUAUUCUGGAAAUUAAGACUAUGGCAGGAUUUAUAAACUACAAGAUUUGUAGGCUGUGUUUUCAGCACAACACCCCAUUGGAUGCAAUUGCUCAGUUCCGAAAACACAUCGACUUGUGUAAAAAAAAAAUUGGAAGUGCCGAGUUGUCUUUUGAGCAUGCUGCAUGGAUGUCUAAACAAUUCCAGGCCUUUGGUGAUUUAUUUGAUGAGGCUAUUAAAUUAGGAUUGACAGCUAUUCAGACCCAGAAUCCUGGUUUCUAUUACCAGCAAGCAGCAUACUAUUCUCAGGAGCGGAAACAGCUUGCGAAAACCCUUUGUAACCAUGAAGCAUCUGUAAUGUAUCCCAGUCCUGAUCCCUUAGAAACAGAAACAGGUGUUCUUGACUUUUAUGGACAAAGAUCAUGGCGGCAAGGAAUACUAAGUUUUGAUCUUUCUGACCCUGAAAAAGAGAAGGGAGGAAUUCUUGCCAUUCAGCUGAAGGAGAGAAAUAUUGUUCACUCUGAAAUAAUAAUAACUCUUCUGAGUAAUGCUGUUGCACAAUUUAAAAAGUAUAAGUGUCCAAGAAUGAAAAGUCAUCUAAUGGUUCAAAUGGGAGAAGAAUAUUAUUAUGCAAAGGAUUAUACCAAAGCUUUAAAGCUGCUGGAUUAUGUGAUGUGUGAUUACCGGAGUGAAGGAUGGUGGACUCUCCUCACAUCUAUAUUGACCACAGCUCUGAAAUGUUCCUACCUCAUGGCCCAGUUGAAGGAUUAUAUUACUUACUCCCUGGAACUCCUUGGAAGAGCAUCAACUCUGAAAGAUGACCAGAAAUCUCGGAUAGAAAAGAACCUCAUAAAUGUUUUAAUGAAUGAAAGUCCUGAUCCUGAACCUGACUGUGAUAUCUUAGCUGUGAAGACUGCUCAGAAGCUGUGGGCGGACCGUGUUUCUCUGGCUGGCAACAAUGUUUUCACAAUAGGAGUACAGGACUUUGUACCAUUUGUACAAUGCAAAGCCAAGUUUCAUGCUCCAAGUUUUCAUGUUGAUGUUCCUGUUCAGUUUGAUAUUUAUCUGAAGGCUGAUUGUCCACAUCCCAUUAGGUUUUCCAAACUCUGUGUCAGCUUUAACAAUCAGGAAUACAACCAGUUCUGUGUACUAGAAGAAGCAUCCAAAGCAAGUGAAGUUUUAGAAAAUUUGGCUCAGGGAAAAAUAUGCUUAGUUCCUGGUAAAACGAGAAAAUUUUUAUUUAAGUUUGUUGCAAAAACUGAAGAUGUGGGAAAGAAAAUUGAGAUUACUUCAGUGGAUCUGAUUCUAGGCAAUGAAACAGGAAGAUGUGUAGUUUUAAAUUGGCAGGGAGGAGGAGGAGAUGCCGCUUCUGCCCAAGAAGCCUUACUGGCAGCGCGUUCUUUCAAAAGACGGCCUAAGCUACCCGACAGUGAGGUUCCCUGGGACAGCAUAGUCAUUCAGGCAAGCACAAUGAUCAUUUCCAGAGUUCCAAACAUCUCUGUAUGUCUGCGGCAUGAGCCUCCUGCCCUGACUAAUGAAAUGUAUUGUUUGCUUGUGACUGUUCAGUCCCAUGAAAAGACUCAAAUCAGAGACGUGAAGCUCACUGCUGGUCUAAAACCAGGACAAGAUGCCAAUUUAACUCAGAAAACUCAAAUGACUCUCCAUGGAACAGAACUAUGUGAUGAGUCCUACCCUGCUUUACUCACUGACAUUCCUGUUGGAGAUUUACAUCCAGGGCAACAGCUGGAAAAAAUGUUAUAUGUUCGUUGUGGAACAGUGGGUUCAAGAAUGUUCCUUGUGUAUGUUUCUUACCUGGUCAAUACAACUGUUGAAGAAAAAGAAAUUGUUUGCAAAUGUCACAAGGAUGAAACUGUAACAAUAGAAACAGUCUUUCCAUUUGAUGUUGCAGUUAAAUUUGUUUCUACAAAGUUUGAGCACCUGGAAAGGGUGUAUGCUGACAUCCCCUUUCUGUUGAUGACAGACAUUUUAAGUGCCUCACCAUGGGCCCUCACUAUUGUAUCCAGUGAGCUACAGCUUGCACCUUCUAUGACCCCAGUUGAUCAGCUAGAGUCCGAGGUGGACAAAGUUGUCUUACAGACUGGAGAGAGUGCUAGUGAAUGCUUUUGUCUUCAGUGCCCAUCUGUUGGAAAUGUUGAAGGUGGAGUAGCAACUGGGCAUUAUAUUAUCUCCUGGAAGAGGACUUCGGCCAUGGAAAACAUCCCUAUCAUCAGUACUAUCAUCACUCUGCCACAUGUGAUUGUAGAAAAUAUUCCUCUCCAUGUGAAUGCAGACCUGCCGUCAUUUGGACGUGUCCGAGAGUCUUUACCUGUCAAGUAUCACCUGCGGAAUAAAACUAGUUUAGUUCAAGAUGUAGAAAUUUCUGUGGAACCCAGUGAUGCCUUCAUGUUCUCAGGUCUGAAGCAGAUUCGAUUACGUAUACUACCUGGCACUGAACAGGAAAUGUUAUAUAAUUUCUAUCCCCUAAUGGCCGGAUACCAGCAGCUGCCAUCUCUCAACAUCAACUUGCUUAGAUUUCCUAACUUCACUAAUCAGCUGCUCAGACGUUUUAUACCUACCAGUAUUUUUGUAAAGCCACAGGGUCGGCUCAUGGAUGAUAACUCUGUUGCUGCUGCAUAGUGUUCAAGACUGGCCCUUGGCUGUUCUGAGAGAGAAGUCAGGCAGAGCUAUAUAGGUUUUCAUUGUGAACUAUAACUUUGUUCAUGGUAAAAAGUUAUCUUGUCUAUUUUUUAAUGAAUGGUAUACCAUCUGUUCAGAGGAACUCAUAAAAUAUUAAGGAAAUCUAUCCUCUUUAUUUUCACUAAUAAAUAUUUGAAACUGUCGGUGCUACAUGAAAGGAUGUCAGACCAUUGUUAUUAUUGGAGUUCAUUAAUGAAUAGUAAAUUCUUUAAAAAGUAAGUGAUUUGCAUGUAUAAUAUCAGAGGAGAAAAGUUAAGCAUCCUAAAUAUGGCUGAACAAAGACAGGAAAAAUCUUCUGAGUUUCUUUUCAGAGUUGUCUAAACUGGAAAUACAUCCAUCUUCAUAGAGUUAAUGUAUGCUCAGACUAGAUCACAACAACUUAUAAGCAAUUGUAUGACUGAUAGAGAAAGCUUUCAGAAAGUUUUAAGCAAGCAAUUUAAACAAGUUGUCCAAAAAAUAUCUUUCUUUACCACUAAAACAUAUCAAAUAGAUUCAGCUUGCAGCCAAAAUGUGAAUCUCUUAUGAAACAGGUUCACAUUUAUAAGUGUGUGAUUAUAAGCAUGAUUUCCUAAACUAAGAGGUUUUGGAAAAGAUAUAAGGUCUAAGUAAGAGCUUUAAGUUGUGCUGUGCAGUUUCAAAGAAACUAUUGAAAGCUCUUAAUUCAUGUAAAUAAAAAUCUUAAUGUGAAGAUUUUCUUUGUUAAAAUAUCUUAAUAAUGUAAAACUACCUGGUUUCCUGGAAAAUUUUAUUAUUUAACAUGUAGGAGUUGUAAAAAGGAAAUAAGUGAUGUAAAUAAAUUUUAUUCUCUUUCAAAUAUACUUGUAUAUAUCUUUUAUUAUUUUGAGCUUGUUUGAUAUCAACUUCACAAAACAGCUUUACUAAGAACACUAUUCAUCAAGUAUAGUGAGGAGCAUUUGUUCCAUUCCUGCCCUGAAUGUCAAAGCCCUUGGCUUACACACACGUGUGUACGUGCAUACAUACACCUGAGCAUGCACACGAAUAUGCAUGUGUGCAUGAAUACAAACAGCCACAGCAGCAACAAAACUGAAAGCAGUGGGUACUCUUUUGAGGAUUGGAAGUUGGGAGAUCUGCAUUCUAGAACUGGCUCUGCUAACUUCUGGGGACUUUGGGCAAUGGAAUAGGCUAUCUUGGAGAGGAGUGAGUUCCUUCUUACCACAGCUGUUCAGGUAGAUGCCACAGGAGCAUGACUCUGGAGGCACAGUGUCUCCGCUCAAAUCCCAGCUCUGCUACCUACUACUGGGUGACUUUGUUCAAAUUAUUUAAGCUUUGUUUAUCUCAGAUUUCUUAUCUUGAAAAUACAGAUAAUAAUAAUUAGCUCUCAUAGGCUUGUUAUGAGGAUUUAAUAUAUGGAUACUUGAGAAGAGCUUGGAAUAGUGCCAAAGUUAGUACUUUACCAGUGUCAUCUGUGUUAUAAUUACUUGUUAUGGGAAGGCUGAAGAGGAUAUGUAUGUGUCUGCUGGAUGGGUCUGUGUUUAUUAGACUUUGUUGUCCGUCACCUACAAGAGAUACAUUUUAUGUAAUGCAGUAUAUAAAAAUGUACAUAUAUAUUUGUGUGUGUGUAUAUGUAAAAUAAAUAUAUUCAUUUACAAACAAAAGUUUCAUGGAAGUAAUGCAUGCUAUGCACUCAUAUUCUGUGGUUGUAACCAGCUGAAUUGAUUUCGUGACCCACUAAUGGGGUGUAACUUGCCAUUUUAAAAUACUGAACAAAGAUCUUUAAGGUCCCUUUGAAUUCUGCAGUUCUUUGAUUCUAUGCUUUUAUAACAAAGACUUCAUGUGCCAUUGUCUAAACAUGAAAUGUACAUUUGAACAAAUUGAUCAUUGACAUAUACACUAAAAUUACUAACUGAUGUCAGUGUGACUCAUGUUAACUGUGUAUGCCGCUUGAAAUAUGUACUAAAUAAACAGGUC
This is a messenger RNA of Choloepus didactylus (southern two-toed sloth), 5543 nucleotides long. It is a transcript of the gene TRAPPC11, whose product is annotated as trafficking protein particle complex 11. The transcript has 30 exons. Bases 153 to 3554 code for a protein of 1133 amino acids. NCBI's taxonomy places the organism in Eukaryota, Metazoa, Chordata, Mammalia, Pilosa, Megalonychidae. The record is from RefSeq and is a predicted model, not a curated record.